Molecule: messenger RNA, 1459 nt
Organism: Apus apus (common swift)
Lineage: Eukaryota; Metazoa; Chordata; Aves; Apodiformes; Apodidae
Gene: LRG1
Product: leucine rich alpha-2-glycoprotein 1
Exons: 2
Coding region: 65-1108 (347 amino acids)
Cellular component (GO): plasma membrane
Molecular function (GO): protein binding
Source: RefSeq, a predicted model, not a curated record
GAGGCGAUUUCCCAACCGGCAAGAGAGGCCGAGGCACCAGCCCCCCCGAGGUGACAGCCACCCGAUGGUCCCCAGGGAGCCUCGCCAGCCGGGUGGGAAGCCCGUGAUGCCACCAGGCUGGACCCUGCCACCCCCGCUGCUGCUGCUGCUGCUGCCACUUGUCACCGCUGCACCGUGCUCCCCCCAACCCAACGCCACCCGUUUCGUCUGCACGGAGCCCACCCUCGUCACCUUCCCCACCGGGCUGCCCCCCACCACGGUGGCCAUCUCGGUGGAGUUCACGGGGCUGGCUGUCCUCCUUCCCACGGCGCUGGCCGGGCUGCCCCACCUGCUGGAGCUUCACCUCUCCUCCAACCGCCUGGCCACCCUCCCCGAAGCCCUCCUGGACCCCGUGCCCACCCUGCGUGUCCUCGACCUGACCAACAACCUCCUGACCCACCUCCCCGCCGGCAUCUUCGCCCCCACCAGCCACCUCCAGCACCUGGUGCUGCGGGAAAACCGGCUCCAGGUCCUUCAACCCGCCUGGUUUCUGCACCUUCCCCGGCUGGAGUGGCUCGACCUGGCUGCCAACACCUUGACCGAGGUGCCACCAGGGGCUUUCGGUCCCUUGCACUCCCUACGGAACCUGGAUCUGUCCCACAACCGCCUGGCAUCCCUGGCACCGGCCGCGCUGGCCGGGCUGCGGUUGCUGGAGCGGUUGGACCUGGAGGGGAACGGGCUGGGGACGCUGCCCCCCUCCACCUUCACCUCCACACCCAACCUGUCCCUCCUCUUCCUCGCUGAUAACCAGCUGGAGGUGCUCCCCUCUGGCAUCUUCACCCCCUUGAGCCACCUCCGUGUCCUUGACCUGGCGCGGAACCGGCUGCGGGAGCUGGAGCUGCCCCCCCCAGCCCCCCCCGGCCCCUCCUUGGACCUGGACAUCUCCAGUAACCCCUGGGACUGCGGGUGCCAGCUGUUGGCACUGCUGGGGAGGGUGGCCCCGCACCUCACGGCCACCAACAGCACCCUCUGCCACGGCCCCCCCCGCUACCAGGGGCAGGAGGUGGCUGCUGUCCUCCGGGAUGGGGACACGGGCUGUGACACCAAGGGGGACUGGCCAGACCCCUAGGUGAGGGGUUUGGUGUCACCCCAAGUGCCUGGGUGUGUCACCUCCCUCCCUGCCACUCUGUCCCCAGCUGAGAUGAGCUCUCCUGGGGAAACCGAGGCAGGGAGACUGGUGUCCCUAGCUGAAUGGUCCCUGUCCCCAUCCUGCCAUCCCAUCCCAAUGACCCCUGUCCCCAUCCUGCCGUCCAAGUCCCAGAGGCCCCCAUCCCCACCCCGUGAUGCUCCCUCCCAGGGCCCCCAGCCUCUUCCCACCUGGCUCAGCCUGUCCCACUUCCCUGUACCCAUCCCACCUGGCACACUUCCCUGUCCCCACCCCGCAAGAGCACAUUAAACACGGUCACUUGGUGCCACUGCC